Talaromyces rugulosus is the source of this 1983-nucleotide messenger RNA. RefSeq lists its product as uncharacterized. NCBI's taxonomy places the organism in Eukaryota, Fungi, Ascomycota, Eurotiomycetes, Eurotiales, Trichocomaceae. The coding region runs from base 1 to 1983 and encodes 660 amino acids. The record is from RefSeq and is a predicted model, not a curated record. Gene Ontology annotation, cellular component: membrane. The transcript is spliced from 5 exons.
AUGACAUCCAGUGUGACUGGCUAUAUUGAGCACCCUACCAAAGGGGUCUCGGCUGUCUUCGCCGUCCUUUUUGCCGUUUCGGGUAUUCUUCAUACUUGGCAGAUCAUCAAAUACAAAUCAUGGCCUUAUAUGUGGGUUGUACCACCGGCAUGUAUCAUCUUCAUCGCCGGGUUUGUAUGCCGGGAAUACGCAGCGCACCAUCCCGGAAGCGACGUCUACUCUGCAAUGCAGGGACUUUUAUACAGUGCGGUACCGAUUUUAUCAACUACUUUAUAUAUGUACCUGCCACAGCUGCUUCCAUUCUGCUCCGCCUUACGUCCUGAGACGCUAUUCGCAAUACUCAUCUCACUCACAUUUUCAACGUUGAUCACUCUCACAGCACAGGGCGUUGCAUCGUUUUUUAGCUCGGAUUCGACCUCGGGAACAAUCAAAGCCGGACUGGCCUUGCUCAAGGCCAGUCUUAUUAUUCAACUGGUUUUCCUUGUUGUGGUCGUGUUAACAGUGCUUGUUUCUCGUAAUCGAGCACAGGCGCGGGGUAUUUUACAGCUCGAUUCUGAACUAUCUAAUAUCUAUAAUUUCUUGGGGUUGUUUGUUCUCCUCCUGAUUCGCGAUAUCUUUCGCACAGUACAGAUAUUCAUGCCGUCGGAUUCGACGGUGUGGACACAAGAAGUGUUCUUCUGGGUAUUUGAUGCUGUUCCGAUGCUGGCAUACACUGUUCUACUGAAUUUUUUGCAUCCUGGACAGCACUUGUCGGAUGCGAUGCAGGAAGAGCGCAGGGCAGCCGCCGCAAGCCCUCCGCCGGAGCCUUUUGAUGACGUCGAGGUGGGUGCUGGGGGCAGGAUGACCAAGGCCACUGCGAUCAAACUUCGUCCAUUUUCUAGGGAGAAAAAUAAUACCAAAACACAAUUGUCAACCUCAUACCUGUUGCACGAUAUGAAGAACCUGGCUAUAGUGGCAGCCCUGGCUGCAGGCUCCAAUGCCCAUGCCCUCGCCCCUCGAGGUCCUCCUGGCUGCUGUUUCAAGCUCACUGCAUCAGGCGGCACUUCUGGUCCUGUCGGCCAGUUGAGUGAUGGCCAGAACCGGAUCGGCGGAGGACUUUCCCCAAUUACGUACUGUAUCGAUAAGGAUGGAGAAAUUGCCGACAGCAGUGAUCGUCCUUGCAUUCUGAUUCCACCAACAUCCCAGUUACAGUGUGACAAAGGGGCCAUCGGCACGCCUGGUUUCUCAAUCUCCCCUAGUGGAGAGUUUAAGUUCAAUGGAAACACCGAUUUUCUGGCCUGUCAGUCGGGAGAGCAUGGUCAAUUUAACAUCUACACUAGCCCACCCCCUAAGGAUGUCUCUGGCUGUGUUGAUAUCACCUUGGAGGCAGACGGAUGCAAGGCUUUGCCUCCCCCUCCUCCUCCUUCGUCCACAGGUGCACCAUCUCCGCCUCCAGCAGUGACUUCUGUCAAGGUCGUCACGGUCACUGAGACAGUCUGCGGAGCCCAACCAACAGGGCCUCCGCCAAGCAUCCAAUCAUCAUGUCCGACGACACUGACCGAGGGCAAUUUUGAAUUCCCUCACCUCAUUAUCCCGGUUGAUUCCAGUAAGCCAGAUACCGCCUUUGGCACUCAGUAUAACGGGCAGGUGAGCUCGACCGUCUCGACUAUAUUUAAUUUCAACAUUCCGCCGAGUGACGCCGGAAAGACCUGCACGCUGGUCUUCCUCUUCCCGGAAAAGUCACAGCUGCAGACUUCUUCUUUCAACUUUACUGGUGACGGCAGAGUCGACUUUGCCCAGAUGAAUGCUCCUGCUACGGAGAAGACGACCUUCCACACUAUUCCAUCGAUUAAAACGGACUUUCACGUGUCCACCCUUGCGCCGGGAACUUCGUAUGUCAUUGCUUCUUUCCCGUGUCCCGCGGGCGAGACGAUUGCAUUUGACAUGGAGAAUUCUGGCACGACUGACCUGACCUGGUUUGAAGACUUUAAUCCUUCGCCGUAA